GUUUUUUAAAGUUAUUUAUUUUUUAGUUCCCUCCUGGUAUAAAAACUGGAGAUGGCGGAAUGUUUGAUAUGAAGUUUUCCAAUAAUGUCUAUAAUUCACUGAGAACAUAUUCUGUUGCUGAAAACAAAAGAGGUCAAAGAUUACAUGACAAAAGAGAAAAGUCUACUGCUGAAAAAGCAUUAGAUGAAAAAACAAGCCUGAUUCUUUUUAAACUUCUGAAUAAUAAAAUUUUGAAAUCAUUAACUGGAUGUAUUAGCACUGGAAAAGAAGCAUGUGUGUAUCAUGCUUGGAGUGGAAU
Parasteatoda tepidariorum (common house spider) is the source of this 298-nucleotide messenger RNA. Lineage: Eukaryota; Metazoa; Arthropoda; Arachnida; Araneae; Theridiidae. The record is from RefSeq and is a predicted model, not a curated record.